Molecule: messenger RNA, 1878 nt
Organism: Alternaria metachromatica
Lineage: Eukaryota; Fungi; Ascomycota; Dothideomycetes; Pleosporales; Pleosporaceae
Exons: 3
Coding region: 1-1878 (625 amino acids)
Biological process (GO): polyphosphate catabolic process
Cellular component (GO): membrane; fungal-type vacuole
Molecular function (GO): endopolyphosphatase activity; exopolyphosphatase activity
Source: RefSeq, a predicted model, not a curated record
AUGCUGCGCACAUAUUCGAGCACAGAAGCCGACGCUGCGUGCCAUCGCAAACGCGGACCCGCCGGUCUCUAUGGCGCAGAAACCACUGGAUGCGACUCCCCCUUUGCGCUCGUCAACCAGACGUUCAAGUGGAUUGAAGACAACAUCAAGGACGAUGUAGACUUUGUUAUAUGGACCGGCGACUCGGCGCGACACGACAACGAUGAUGAAAUCCCACGGACGCAGAAGCAGGUCGUGCAGCAGAACGAGUACUUCUUCACUUCCAACUCCGCCGUCGAUGGCUGCGCAAAGAAACGCGAACCCGGCUACGAACACAUGGAAUGGCUGCGCAUCCAGCUUGAUAUUCUGCGCGAUCGCGGCAUGAAGGCCAUCCUCAUCGGACACGUGCCGCCUGCUCGCGUCGACAGCAAGGAGAGUUGGGACGAGACCUGUUGGCAGAAGUACACGCUCUUUGGACGACAGUUCCGAGACGUCAUUGUGGGAAGCCUCUUUGGGCACAUGAACAUCGAUCACUUCAUGCUGCAGGAUUUCGAGCACAUCGAAAAGGACACGGAGAAUGGCAAGAUGGGAGCUUUGGAUGGCAGAUCUGCUCUGGCUGAUGGGGUUCAGCUCCUGGAAGAUGGUGAGGUGACGGUGGCAUCUGCGUCGGAUUAUCUGCUCAAUUUGCGGGAGGCUUGGGCUCAACUACCUGCGCCCCCGCCGAAAUCGAACAAGAAGUCGCGCUCGAAGCGUUUCGAUGACGAAGAGGAAGAGGAGUCGAUGUGGGAGUGGCUCAUGGCCAUGGUUUCAAAGCCGUCAAAAGACCGGAAGGAAGAGAGGAAGAAGUAUCUCGAGAAGAUUGGAGGAAGAUAUGCUGAACGUUACGCGGUAACACAUGUCUCACCCAGCGUAGUACCGAACUACUUCCCCACCCUCCGCAUCAUCGAGUACAACAUCACUGGCUUGGAACACCUCAGCGUAGCGUCCAGCCCAAUCAGCCCGCCCACGAUCGAGACGCCAGCCGAGCAACUCCCGAUUACCCCCACGGAUUACGACGAGUAUGACGAUUACGACGAAAUCGACGACGAAGACGUGGAAAUAACGCGAAAGAAGCACAAGGGCAAAAAGGGCAAAAAGAAGCCCCGAAAAUACAAGUUCAAAGUCCCAGACGGCCCUUCGAAAUCCUCUCCACCAGGCCCAGCCUAUUCCCCGCAGACCCUGACAUGGACACGUCACGUCCAGUACUUCGCCAACCUCACACACAUCAAUAACGACUUCCUCGAGCCCUCGCCCGAUGCAGCCAUUGACGACCGUCUUUCUAUCAACAACGAUGCUGUUCAGACGAUAUUCGGAUUCGGUGUCAGUCCCGACGGUAGGAUCGAGAAUAAGAAGUGGAAUGAGGGUAAGCACAAGAAACACCAGGGUAAGCAGCCGAGACCCGAACCGCAUCCGAAUGAGUUUGUGUUUGAGGUCGAGUAUGAUACGAAGAAAGACCACGGGUUCAAGGAUCUUACUGUGAGGAGGUGGGUGGAGUAUGCAAGGAAGAUUGGCGCUUCCACGGGCAAGACCAAGACUAUUGAUGUACGCGAGGAGGAUGUUGAGGAAGAGUCGGAAGAAGACGACGGUGUUGAAGGAGAAGGAGAGGACAUGGCGGAUGAGUAUGAGGAGGAGAACGAGGUGGAUGAAAACGACUUCGUCAUCGCAAAACACAAGAAACACAAGCACAAAAAGGGAAAGAAGGGAAAACAUCACAAGAAACACAAGGCGUCCAAGGAAUGGUACACUUUUGUUAAGCGCGCGUUUGUGGGUACUAUGGAUCCGAAGGAGCUUAAAUUGGUGUUUGGGGCUGCGGACGUCGACGAUGCAAUGGGAGAGGCAGAGGAGAAUAUGGAGUUGUAG